CGAUUCCCUUUGCCAGCACCUCGGACGCCGGCUGCGGCGCUCGGGCAGCUCCCACCGCCCUGCAGACGUGGCGCCGGACCGGGCCGGACCACCCUGCCGGCGGCUGCUGCCCAAUCGCUCCCACCCCCGUGACCGGCCGGGGGAGGAGCGGGGCGGGGCGGCGGCGGAAACCGGGACCGUGGUCGGCCUGGGUCUGCAGCGGGAAGGGUAGCGAGGGCAGCAAGGCGGUGGAGCGGCGGGACUCGGGGCAUGGGGGGCGGCGCGGCGAGGUGGUGGCUGGCGCUGCUGGCGCUGGCGCUGCUGGCGCUGCCGGCGAGCCUGGCUAAGCCGACAGCCUGGCAGGAGCGGCCGCGGCCCGGCGCCGCGCAGCACGAGGACCGCCCGGGCUUCCAGUACGACCACGAGGCCUUCCUGGGCAAGGAGGAGGCGCGGAGCUUCGACCAGCUCAGCCCGGAGGAGAGCCGGCAGCGGCUCGGGAAGAUUGUGGAUAGAAUAGAUGAUGACAAAGACGGCUAUGUCACAACAGAGGAGUUAAAAACCUGGAUUAAACGGGUACAGAAACGCUACAUCUAUGAAAACGUGGCUAAAGUUUGGAAGGACUAUGAUCUAAACAAGGACAAUAAAAUUGCCUGGGAAGAAUACAAGCAAGCCACAUAUGGUUAUUAUCUAGAAAAUCCAGAAGAAUUCCAAGAUGCAACUGAUCAUCACAGUUUCAAGAAAAUGCUGCCUAGAGAUGAAAGACGAUUCAAGACUGCAGACCUGGAUGGAGAUUUAGCUGCCACUCGUGAAGAAUUCACUGCUUUCCUUCACCCAGAGGAGUUUGAGCAUAUGAAAGACAUUGUUGUCUUAGAAACCUUAGAAGAUAUAGACAAAAAUGAGGAUGGUUUUGUGGAUCAAGAUGAGUACAUUGCUGAUAUGUUUGCAAAUGAAGAAGGUGGACCAGAGCCUGACUGGGUAAUCACAGAGCGUGAGCAGUUUGCAGAUUUCCGUGAUCUCAACAAGGAUGGAAAGAUGGACAAAGAGGAGAUUCAGCACUGGAUUCUCCCACAAGACUAUGAUCAUGCCCUAGCUGAAGCCAGGCACUUAGUCUAUGAAUCAGAUGUAGACAAGGAUCAAAAGCUAACAAAAGAGGAGGUUCUGGACAACUGGAAUAUGUUCGUUGGAAGUCAAGCUACUAAUUAUGGGGAGGACCUCACAAGAAACCAUGAUGAGCUAUGAGACAGUACACACCAUCCACUACGCCUUCUCUCUGCUCUAGCAACAUCACCAUGCCCAGCCUUUCUUUUUGGGGAAGGUGGGCAAGGGACACACUCACAAAUGACUGACUUGUAUUAAUAUAUUUUCAAUGUACCAGCUUAUUACCUCAGAAACCACAUAGAGCUAGAUUUUUUACUCUUUUCACAUGGUUAAAUACACUUAAUUACUACAGUUUCGUUUUGAGACAAGGGAAAAAGGAACUUUUUUAAUAGGUUAAAGCCUGACCUGCAGAGGCACUUCUGAAAAACAUAAUUACAGGGAUCUUUUAAUUGUGAAAUACUUUGCUUAACUACCCACUUUUACCGUAGUGAAAUGCAGCUUGGAUUAGAAAGAAACCUGAUCUUUGUUAAAACAGACUAAGUUAUUUAGUUGUCUUUUUUUAAGUAGAAUAUAUUAAAUCUAUUUGGUCAUCUUUUUUUUAAUAGAAUAUAUCAGUUUAGAGUUAUACUUUGACCUUUCUUCCAGAGAAAAGGUUUGACAUAACAAGAUCCACAGACUUUUCCUCCCUGCUGUUUUGCCUCUGCUGGUAUAGGCCAGAGGUGCUGCAGAAGGUAUCCAGCAGCCCUGUGGCUCAUGGCUUUACAAAUGCAACGUGCACAACUGGUCCUUCUCUCUAACCCCCAUCCCAGUGGCGAGACAGCACACAUGGCCCAGCACCCUGUGCCGGUGAGGGCUGCAGAGUUCAUAGUGACAGCUGCUCCUUCUGACAACAGAAUAACGUCUGAUUGUUGGUGGGCUCUUGGUUCUGCUCUUUCCUGGGAGGAAUUAUGCCACAUGGAGCAUAAUUUGCCUCACGCUUUUCGCACUUUAGCCAAGCCGUAGUCUUGCUCGCACAGUGUGAAUGGCAGCAGUUCUGUGAUGGAGAAAGAAUGAGACGUAUCACCCCUCUGGGCCUUCUGUCUUCUCUGCCUCAUAAGAGGACAGACUUCUGUGGCUAAAGCUCUGGUUUUGUAUGUAUAUGCAUAUAACUAUGUGUUCCUGAAGCAAUUAAAUGAAGAUGGCUUUCCUUCCAAAGAAAGGGGUAAGCUUUCCACACAGGUGCUUUCUUUUUUACUGUGAGCUAUUGCUUGUAUAUUUUUCUAUACCCAACUUACCUAACUUGGUUGUUUUUUUAAAUGUACUGGGUUUUAAAACAAUAAAAACAAUACUACUUUUUGAUACUGUAAAGGUGCAAUAACACUAACACAGGCUAGCAUAAAGAGAUGGUGUUUGGAAGUAUGAAUCAAGCCUUCACAGCCAGUAGUUCCCAAAGACAAGGUCAUUGGCAGCUUCUGUAGCACUGGGUGAUCAUCUACCAACUACCUGGACAUAGGGAAUUGACUAUAUCUCUUCACCUCAUUAAAAAAAACCCAAACAAAACCACAAAAAGCAAUAAACAAGCUAGAAUUAAGCCAAAUAUACAAAGCUGCUAUCACUAGAACACCAAUGGUAGGAGAUCAGAACUCCACAGCAGCGUUCAUUGGGUUCCUUGGAAGGUUUGGUGUAUAGCAUCACACACCGGUGAUCCCAUAACCACUGAGAGAGGAAACUUUGAGGCUCUCAGGUUCUGACACUUCAGAAAGGUAACAAAUCUGUGAAAAACAUGAAGCAAUGCAAAACUGUGACCAUGAAGAGUCAUAAGCAAUGCAAAACUGUGACCUCCCUGAAGAGUCAAGCAAUGCAAAACUGUGACCUCCGUGAAGAGUCGUAAGGGUUGUAAAAACUGUGGUGAAAUAUUUCACAUCUUCCAGCUGAAGGUAAUUAAAUCUAGGUACCAGCAUCUGGCAGAAAUGACAUAUUCUUGCUAGCACAAUUAGUAAGCAUUUGGUGUGCACUGACAUUGCCUGCAAUGUCUCUGAAAAGUCCCUACCUCUGACACGCAGUAGGACAAACAUCAUCAGACAUGAACUGUUUCUGCUUUUCCAGUACCCUCAAGUUAAAUGCAUGCCUAAAUGCAGUGUUACCUAUGAAGCAAUAAAAUUGUAUCUUGGCACAUGUGAAA
Pogoniulus pusillus (Red-fronted tinkerbird) is the source of this 3238-nucleotide messenger RNA. It is a transcript of the gene RCN1, whose product is annotated as reticulocalbin 1. The transcript has 6 exons. The coding region runs from base 250 to 1218 and encodes 322 amino acids. The record is from RefSeq and is a predicted model, not a curated record. NCBI's taxonomy places the organism in Eukaryota, Metazoa, Chordata, Aves, Piciformes, Lybiidae. Gene Ontology annotation, molecular function: calcium ion binding. Gene Ontology annotation, cellular component: endoplasmic reticulum.